CGGCCAUUUCUCUUGCAACUCCGGAGGUCUGGGCCUUGGGGGAAGCUGCUCCGGGCACGCGGGACGGGCUGUAUCUGCUUCGGCGGCGUCUAAUCCGCAACGUUAGCCCGAAGUCGUGAUGAGUUUACCCCUCAAUCCCAAACCUUUCCUCAAUGGAUUAACAGGGAAGCCCGUGAUGGUGAAACUCAAGUGGGGAAUGGAGUACAAGGGCUACCUGGUGUCUGUAGACGGCUAUAUGAACAUGCAGCUUGCAAAUACAGAAGAAUACAUAGAUGGGGCAUUGUCUGGACAUCUGGGUGAAGUGUUAAUAAGGUGUAAUAAUGUCCUUUAUAUCAGGGGUGUUGAAGAAGAGGAAGAAGAUGGUGAAAUGAGAGAGUAGCAUCUUUGGUGGGGUUUUCUUUUUUUAUAUAUAUAUUUCUAGACAAUAAAGAUGUGUUUGUUUUUUCAACUUGA
Messenger RNA from Lepus europaeus (European hare), 453 nucleotides. It is a transcript of the gene SNRPF, whose product is annotated as small nuclear ribonucleoprotein polypeptide F. Gene Ontology annotation, biological process: spliceosomal snRNP assembly; mRNA splicing, via spliceosome. The record is from RefSeq and is a predicted model, not a curated record. NCBI's taxonomy places the organism in Eukaryota, Metazoa, Chordata, Mammalia, Lagomorpha, Leporidae. Gene Ontology annotation, molecular function: RNA binding. The transcript is spliced from 4 exons. Gene Ontology annotation, cellular component: U1 snRNP; catalytic step 2 spliceosome. The coding region runs from base 119 to 379 and encodes 86 amino acids.